Messenger RNA from Meloidogyne enterolobii, 1668 nucleotides. NCBI's taxonomy places the organism in Eukaryota, Metazoa, Nematoda, Chromadorea, Rhabditida, Meloidogynidae. The record is from the annotation of a GenBank genome assembly.
AUGUCCACUGAAAUUGAUUUUCCCCGUGGCGGCUCAACAAAGCUACAAUCGUCUUUGCAAACUGAUUUGAAAAAGGCUAAUAAGGAAAAACGAUGUCUGAAACGAAAUUCUUCAAAUAUUCAAGAUCUUUCAAAGGUUAAUAAAUUUUUAGUUAAAAUUGACGAAUUUCAUUUUAAGUGUCUCAUUGAUAAUGACAACGAGGAAUAUGCUACCGCAUUUCGUCAAAAUAUGUCUGUUGAAUUACUCGCUCAAAACAUGAGAGGAUUGGCUUUUGUCAAAUUUAUAGGAGAUAUUGAAGUUAUUUUGGAAUGUGUUGAUGGAAUUAGAUUGGUAUUGCCAGCUGAUAAAAUUAGCAGAAUAUUUAAUAAUCAAAUGUCUACUACAAAAGCAAAUUUAAAUAAUAUUUUUCAUAAAGGUCAAGCUUUUGCUUUCAUUGUUGUCAAUGAGAAAUCAGGAAAUAAGCCCAAUUCAAAUUGUAUUGUUUCAAUAUGUCCAUAUGAGAUAAAUAACUAUUUAAUUCCCUCCUCACUUCUUCAAAAUACGGUUUUAAAUGGAAUUGUUUCCAGCAUUGAAGAAAAAGGAUUUGUUCAGGCUGAGCAUUUACCUCCAUACCUUCAAUUAGAUAAAUUAUUCAUUGGUCAAGUUGCAUUAUUUUCUGUUAGGGAAAGACCAAAUAAAGAAACUCGUGUGAUUAAAUUGACUGGUUUUGUUGGACUUGAUGUUUUGGAUGGAAGUGAUGAUUUUGAUCAAAAACAACUUAUGCCUGGUACAAUUAUACAGGUCACACCAGAGAAAAAUGUUCUAAAUGGACUCUUUGCUAGUCAAAAAGUAUAUAUCCGAAAGGUUCACUUACCUCCUCGACUUCGAUUGGAUGCUCCUCAAGUAUUGAAGCCAUUUCGUGCUUGUGUUGUAUGCGUUCAACCAAAUUCCUCUGUUCUUGUUCUCAAUGCUCAUCCUGAUAUUAUUGCCUUGUCUAAAUUGGAAAAGCGACUUCUCCCUGAAAAUAUUAAAGUUGGUUCAUCAAAUACUGGAAUCGUAUAUUAUAGAGACAAGAUGCAAAACUUGUAUUUUAAUCUAGUGGAGGAUGGCGAUGCGAGUCAAAAUUUGAUUACUGCCAAAUGUUUGAGAAUUAAUAUUGAAAAUUUUGAAGAUGACAAAUAUAAAAUUGGAUCUGAACAUAAAUUUCGUAUUAUUGCAUAUUCUCCAAUGGAACGACUUUUGAAUGUUUCAAUGAAAAAGUCAGAUAUGAAACAAACUGUGUUUUCUAUAGAAAAUGUGAUUCCUUGUGCCGUUCUUAACGGAACUAUUAAAUCUGUUAGAGAUACUGGAAUUAUUGUCGAAUUUGGAGAUGGAUUUACUGGAUUUGUAUGUGCAAUGCACGUUUUUGACAAGCCUGUGGAUAAAUGGCAAAGCAGGUUUAAAAAAGGCCAAAAGUUGCGUUGUCGUGUUUUAUUUAUUGAUUCGGCCUCUAACAGAAUUAUGCUUACCUCAAAGUCAUCAUUGGUAAAAAAGCCUGGAAAUGAAAAGUUUAUUACUUCUUUUGACAAGAAUCUGGAAGGUGCAGUUUCAACGGGAGUUAUUAUUAAGCAUCUGGAAGGCGGUUCAUUAUUAAUUGCUUUUUUCAACAGAAUAACUGGUAUGGGUAAUAAGUAUGCUUUUAAAUUUUAA